CGAGCCCCGGAGCCACGGCCGAGCGCCGGGGAGCCACAGCCGAGCUCCGGAGCCACGGCCGAGCCCCGGAGCCAUGGCCGAGCCGCGGCCGGGGCUGGCGCUGCGCUUCCAGCGCCGGUUCCUGGCGGCGCGGCCGCUCCGCUCGCUGCCCUGGCCGGAGCUCGAACAAAGCCUGCGGGCUGCGCCGGACUCCGCGCUGCUGGCGGAUAUUCUGCGCGAGACAAUUCUUCACCCGCUGUGUGUGAAAUAUCCCCCUUCGGCCAAGUACAGGAGGUGCUUCCUGACUGAGCUCAUCAAAAAGCUUGAGUCCACAGCAGCUGAACCCCUGGAUGAACUCUAUCAGGCACUGGCAGAUGUUCUAAAAGAAGAAGAGGAAUCUACUCACUGUUACAAAAACUACUUACUGGUGCUCCUGUUGAUUGUAAACUCUAAAUCCAUGGCCUGUGCUGAUGCAUCUUUGCCUUCCCGUGUCCUGCAGCCCUCGGGGGACUGUGUGAGCCUCUGCGAGAGCACAGCGCUGAUCUCUGGGGGCACCACGGGGCUCCUGACGUGGGAGGCUGCCCUGCACCUGGCCCAGUGGGCACUGCAGAACCCCGGCCUCUUCAGGGACAGGACAAUCCUGGAAUUGGGGAGUGGGAUUGGCUUCACUGGAAUUGCCAUCUGCAAGACCUGCCAGCCCAGGACAUUCAUAUUCAGUGACUGCCACCCCCGUGUUCUCAGGCAGCUGGGGGAAAACAUCCAGCUGAACGGCUUCACCCCAGAGCCUGACGUGACCUGGAGCAUCCAAACAGAGUCCCAAGGACAGGAGGUGGAAGGACAGAACUGCCAAAACCCAAAAGUGGUUGUUGCUGAGCUUGACUGGGGAUCAGCGACAGAAAAACAACUGCUGGGUCUCAGAGCUGACGUUGUCAUUGCAGCAGAUGUGGUGUAUGAUCCUGAGAUAAUUUUAGCCCUCAUUGGGAUGCUACAGAAACUCUCCACCUCCAGAGCAGACAGGAAGGCUCCUGAGGUGUUCAUUGCCUCCACAAUUCGAAAUCCAGACACGCAUCAGCUAUUCCAGGCUGAGCUGGAUAAAGCUGGGAUCAGAUGGCAGGUGAUUCCAACCCACAGCAGCUGUAAUUUUCUCUAUGAUGUACAGCCAGAUGUAACUAUUCUGCAGCUAUUUAUAUAGGCUUGGCAUACAGAACUGGAAUUUUGAGACCAAUAUGAGCUGUGUCAGCCUUGUAACAAGAUUAUCCUGAAUUCAGGAAAUGAGGUUCUGAGGAUACAACUAUACACAUGGACACAGGAGUCCUUCCUUCCUUCCUCUAAUUCCCAGCAUGGAUCCAAGCCUGGAGCUGCCCCUGGGAAGUGACUGAACCUCAAGCAACAAAAAUUAAAAAGGCCUAAUCACACUUCACUUGGAUUCUGUACAAGACAGCAGAAUUCAAGCAGGGUUUUUUUCCAACUGUGUGGUGAUUUGUAAGUACUGGGGACAAUCUGCAGGAUCACAGACGAGGAUCUCCCACAGACAAGGGAGCAAAACAAUGUUUCAGAGUAAUAAAUGGGUUUUGAUAUUAAAA
Messenger RNA from Taeniopygia guttata (zebra finch), 1562 nucleotides. The record is from RefSeq and is a predicted model, not a curated record. NCBI's taxonomy places the organism in Eukaryota, Metazoa, Chordata, Aves, Passeriformes, Estrildidae.